Molecule: messenger RNA, 912 nt
Organism: Suillus fuscotomentosus
Lineage: Eukaryota; Fungi; Basidiomycota; Agaricomycetes; Boletales; Suillaceae
Exons: 7
Coding region: 1-714 (237 amino acids)
Biological process (GO): endocytosis; intracellular protein localization; retrograde transport, endosome to Golgi
Cellular component (GO): endocytic vesicle; membrane; Golgi apparatus
Source: RefSeq, a predicted model, not a curated record
AUGCUGGAGGACGCAACUAUUUGCACUGCGAUGUGUACACUUGUUGCGCGCUUUGGACGCAGAGAAUACAUCGACAUACCUUUCGCUCGUAACCAGGGCAUUCCAGUGAACGGCCUCCUUGUGUCUCGUGUUCCAGAUUUGAUCAAAAUGGCCUUCACAGCUUCUGCGGCAUAUGUCACAGAGAUACGACUAGAAGGAUUGGUCGUAUUACGCGAUGUCAUUCAGGUGUUUUGCCAGGCCCCAGACCCUGACUAUCCAGACGCUCUCCUACUUGAGCAACAUCAAGCACCUAUCACAGCUGCACUAACUCCUGCCUUCUCUCCAGAUUCCACUCCUGAAAUUUUGUCUUCUGCCAUCGAGCCUGUGCAGUAUUCGUUGGCUGUGGCAUUGUCAAAGAUAGAGGUUGACGAAUCUGGCAACUUAACUAUGGGCAAUUUUGUGGACUUGAGCCCCGAAUCCAUCAGGCAUGUUGAGGGUUUCUAUCCUCUCUGUGUCGAUCUUGGCACCGCAAUGGUUUGCGAGCCUUCCAGUGGCUUUAGACCCGUCAUAUGCAAGCCUUGGUUAAGUAGUUCUGCUCCCAUAUCAUGCUUCGUCCUGGGCAACAAGAUCCUACAAGCUGUCGCGAACACUGUGAACCGCUCCGAUCAAAACAUUUCAGCUGCUAUCCUUGGGAAGGAGGGGACAUUUGUCAAUGGUAUCGACUCCGCAACAUAAGGGUCAGCACCCCUUUUCUUCCCCCUCUUUGGCCUUAUAUAUGAAGCACUCGCGACGUCCUCGCCAGACACCAGCUCACGAGUUAACACAGUGAUCGCCUGCCUAGGAGCACUUGAAACGCCUUCUCGACCCUCGCUACUCAGGGAAAGCCCUUUCAGAUCCUACUAUCUUUCAAGAAUUCAUGAGUCUCAAUCAUCG